Arachis stenosperma is the source of this 2857-nucleotide messenger RNA. RefSeq lists its product as uncharacterized. NCBI's taxonomy places the organism in Eukaryota, Viridiplantae, Streptophyta, Magnoliopsida, Fabales, Fabaceae. Gene Ontology annotation, cellular component: cytoplasm. The record is from RefSeq and is a predicted model, not a curated record. Gene Ontology annotation, molecular function: mRNA binding. The transcript is spliced from 5 exons. Bases 3 to 2396 code for a protein of 797 amino acids.
UAAUGGCUUAUGGCCCUUUCUCUGUUUUACUAACCAGACGCCUCUUAAACCCUAAACCCUCUUCUUUUUCACUCUCUCAUCUUCUCACUUUCACAAAUUCAUUUUCAACCUCCCAAGAUCCUAACCCUAAACCUUCUACUCUCUCCGCUCGCCUCAGCUUCGUCUUCGACCAAAUCGACGCCAUCGAAAAAGAGCGUUCCGAAAAGAACCAAGCCCUGCAACGCAUUCGAGCCUGGCGCCAAUCCAAGAACCCUCAAUCCCCUCUAAACGACGCCGUUCCUCCCAGCUCAGAAUCAGCUAAGGAUGACAAGCCUAAUUCCGCGGAUGCAGCUGCCGCUGAGCCGGCGGUGGCGGCGACGAAUCUGGAGGAGGUGAAGAAGGAGGUAGAAUUGGUGCACCCUUGGACCGAAUGGAUCCAAUUGAUGGAGACGUUGGUCCACCAGAACUACUUCGAUCACAGGAGGAAGGACGAGGAUAAAAUGGUCCAAGAUGUAGGGUUCGAUGCCCCGGGCGAUGUUGCUGACGAUUCGGAUAUUGAUUUCACCAAGGAUUUCAAAAGCGUUCAUGACGCUUGCCUCAAUUUUGGGAAAGACCGGUUCGACAUCUUGAGGUCCUUGUCAAGGCAAGAUAUUCAGGUUUUGGUUGGUUUUGGUUGCCCCAAUGUGGACAAGAAGGUGGUUUUCUCUGCAAAACUUCUAAGGAAGCAUGCUCACCUUGACGAAGGAGAUGUCUGUAGUUCCUGCAGUUUGAGAAACAACUGUGAUAGAGCAUAUCUGCUAACAAACAAAGAGGAUGAUGCACGGACUCUUGAUGUCAUGCGGAUCCUUCUGUCUUUCGGUUUUGAUCCUGUAAAUGGACCAGUCACAAAUAAGUCACUUCUUAAGCAGAAGUCUGUCAAAACUGUGGUUCGGAAAUUGCUUCAUGAGGUUGUUAAGUUGAGCUCCGUUCCUAUUGAUCCAAAUCUCCCUCCUCCAGUAAUUAGAAAGCCUCCUCCAAAAGUGAAACAACCUCCUCCUCCUCCAAAGAAACGUGUUGGAAGGGAUGACAUUGAGAUGAAAAAGGGGGAUUGGCUAUGUCCUAAGUGCGAUUUCAUGAAUUUUGCAAAGAAUACUAUAUGCUUACAGUGUGAUGCCAAGCGGCCAAAGAGACAGUUAUUACCAGGAGAAUGGGAAUGUCCUCAGUGCAACUUCUUAAAUUACAGAAGAAACGUGGUAUGUUUUCAUUGUGAGUGCAAACGGCCACAUGAUGAAUUUAUGGAGAGUCAAAUGCAAGAUACCAAGCUCAGUUCCAAGCCAAGGUUCAAUAAGGUCAGCCGGCCAGAGGUUUCCAAUGCUUGGAAUUUUGAUUUUGAUGACAACGAAUCAGAUGGUGCAGAUGUUGCUGCUUUUGAGUAUGCAGAUGCUAAAGCUAUAGAUGAAGAUUUCCCUUCAGAUAAUCUUGCUCGACAAGGAAAUUAUAGAGGGUGGGAAGGUGAUUUUGGAAAAAACAACAGAGUGCAAGGGUCUCAUGAUGAAGAAUAUGCUAAUCCUGGUGCUCUUAAACCCGGAGUAGGGUUUGAUGAUUUUGAGGAUGAAGAUGACGAUGAUAUAGAUAGCUAUGAGCUAGAAUCCAAAACUCAUAGUAGUAGUACAAGAGUGCAACCAUCUAGAAAUCACUUUUCUGAAGUCGAAGGCUCAUCGGAUUUAGAUGAUGUUGAAGACACAUAUGAUAAGAAUCAUGCACGUAACAGAACAGGUUCCAAAAGAAAUAUGAGAUCAAGAGAUCCAUUCUCUGGUUCUGAGGAUGAUGAACUUGAUUUGGAUACAGAACAACGGGCCAUUCAUUCCAAUUUUAAAUCUAGCCAUGCUUAUAGUGCCAACCAGAAAAGAAAGGGCAGAGGUCCAACUAAGAAAUUAAGCUUUGGUUCUGAUUCUGAUGAAGAUGAUGUUGGUGCUGGUGGUUUAUUCUCUGAUGACGAUGAUGACUUAGAUGAUGUGUAUUCCUCAAGAAAAAAUAAAGGGAAUAAACAUGAUUCAUCCAGACCAAAUAAAGGAACUAGGCCUGAUUCUGGGAAAAGGAGCUUUACUGAAUACAGGAAGUCUGGAUCUACUGGCGGUCGCAGUCAAAAUAAGUUCCGGGAUGAUUAUGGUGGGUCGUCCCAACAUUCUUAUAGGAAUGGUAGAGGCUCACAGGGAAAUGACCGUAGUUGGAAAAAAUUUGAAGAUUUUGAUAAAUCUACUUCCUACGGAAAUGGUAGAGGGAAGUCGUUUGGUAAUGGUAGAGGGUCUCGAGGUAGUGACCGAAAUUCACGGAGGUUUGAAGACAGGGGGCGUAGCGCAGGACAGUUCAAUAAAUAUGGUAUGGAUGAGAAGGAUUUUGGCGAAUUUAAAAAUAGUAGGCGUGUGAUUGAAAGAUAGCACCGGUAGCUUCAGGAACAAAAUUUUUGGACUGGGUUUAUUGUUGCACAUAACUGCUGCCGACCACAAGGGUUAAUCUUUGUAAAAGCAUGAAUAAAUUCAUGAGAUCAUUUCAUGUUAAAAUUUCAUGGAAACUAUCGGAAACCACAACCUUGGGAAAACAACUCCAUUCAACGUAUCUUGACCUACUCAUUGAACAUUGUUUAGUUUGUGAGUUGCCUAUAGAAGUGUUUCAAUGGCAGCCAAAUUAUCUCUGCGUGACUCUGAAUUGCUGUUUGUCAGCCAAGUUAAUCUGCUAUGCACCUCAAUUCCACCGCACCCUUGUUACGGCAGCCUGAAAUUUUCUUUCAUGUCGUGCUACAGCUACUUCCAUACAUCUUUGGGAGCUUUGUAUUUUGGCCGGGACAUCCUUGGAAGUUUCAAAUGUUAUACCCUUCAUGUAAUAAAAUCAUGUUACUUCA